This is a messenger RNA of Siniperca chuatsi (mandarin fish), 2697 nucleotides long. It is a transcript of the gene cep41, whose product is annotated as centrosomal protein 41. The record is from RefSeq and is a predicted model, not a curated record. Gene Ontology annotation, cellular component: ciliary basal body. The transcript has 11 exons. Gene Ontology annotation, biological process: cilium assembly; protein polyglutamylation. Bases 120 to 1232 code for a protein of 370 amino acids. NCBI's taxonomy places the organism in Eukaryota, Metazoa, Chordata, Actinopteri, Centrarchiformes, Sinipercidae.
ACAAAAAGGAGAAGUGGCGCAGUAUCAGCUUCUCUGAUUGGCCCUUGAAACAUCACUGACAAAUCAGCACCGAGAUUGUUAAAUUUGGAAAUUGAUGUUUGGCAUUUAGGUUUGAAAGGAUGUCGCUAAAUCGGGGAAUCGGCAGUGUGCAGUACAUGAAAAAAAGGAUACCGAAAAACGCUAAGUAUCAACAUGUCAAAACGAGGCUGGACACAGGAUGCAGUCUUACAAAGUAUAUGGAAAAACUGGAGGAGAUUAAAAAAAAUUACAGGUAUCGAAAAGAUGAAAUCUUCAAGCGGUUAAAGGUGACAACGUUUGCACAAUUGAUACUUCAGGUAGCCUCCGUUUCAGACCUGAAUGAAAGUGAUGACAGCGAAUCACAUGGCCCAGAAGACGGCCUGUCAGUGGUGUCUGAUGCAGAUCUAGAGUGUCUCUCUGAACACACCAACGGCUCUCCACAGGCGUCACCUCUUUCAGAUCGCCAGGAUGCAGGAGACACGAGGGAAAUCUGCUACUCUGCCAGGUCAACACUGCUAAGUGUUAUUAGCGGAGUGGGAGAGUUGAACCUCAACAGGAACAAUCAGAAGAUGGAGAAUGAGUCUGUGUUCAACCCCGAGCCUGCUGACAGGCCCUACGCCGACUGCCCCUACCUGCUGCUGGACGUACGGGACCGAGACCAAUACGGCCGCUGCCACAUCAUCAGCGCACACAGUUUUCCCAUUGCCAUGCUAUCUCGAACAAUGAACCCCUACACCAAAGAAGUGCUGGAAUAUAAAAAUGCAGCUGGGAAGAUCAUCAUCGUGUAUGAUGAAGAUGAGAGAAUAGCCAGCCAGGCAGCCACCACCAUGUGUGAACGAGGAUUUGAGAAUCUGUUUAUGCUGUCUGGAGGUCUCAAGGUAAUUGCUCAGAAAUUUCCAGAAGGGCUGACAACGGGCUCCAUCCCGACCUCAUGCUUGUCCUCUCCCACAUCAUCAAAGGGGAAGAAGAGCUCUGUGCCGCAGCAGCCGCCGCAGGCAGCAGAGAAGAGGUGGCGGUUUACAUCAGACGAGCUGGCCAAGGUCCAGGAGCAGCUGGAGGAGAUACUCAUCCCCAGUAACUCCAACAGCCGCAUGUCCAGCCGCAUGUCAACCAGCAGCUCCCAGUCUAAAGCGUCCAGCACUCGGAGUCGACAGAGUUCCUCUACAGCUGGGAGGGACAGCGCCAGGGUUCAGAGCAGUAGACCCUGGAAAUAACACCCCCCUCCCCCUUUACCACACAGAUAAACACAAACAAACAUGCCUCCAACACAAAGUCCAUUUAUUUCAGGUUACAUUUCUCCGCUCCAUAACUGUGAAGAAACACACCUCUGGUCCCAGUCUGCAAAAUAAUCUUCCACGAUAUUGCUGUACUGUCAGAGGUGGACAGGAAACACCACAACUACUUUAUUAAAGCAACUUGUAUACAUACAUAUGUAUGUAUACCCACAUAUGUGUUUCUGGUGCCCUCUACCAUCUUUUACUCCAGAAUCCUCUGACACAGAUGCUGAAUGUGAAUUUUUUUGGAAAUUACACACACCUUGAGAAAGUAAUUAACACCACACAAAAACAAUGACCAAAAUAAUUUCAACUCUACUUAAGACAGCACAAUAGUACGACAUUUACAAAUAAAAAAAAUCUGUAGGUACAGAACAAAAAAAUUCAUUUCAGACUCAUCGGCAACCAGUGUAAUACUGCACUCUUCAUCUUCACCUCUGGAGAUUUAUGUCAAAUUGUAGCAUUUUCCCCUUAAUGUUUAUUUUAUUUUUUUUAUAUUUAAUAAAUGGUGUAUAUUUCAAUGUUUGCACAGUGCCUCAUCUGUGAACCUGAAAGCUGAUGGAUCUUUUUGCACUCAACUACAUUUUUCAUGUAACACUAUUCUCAUCCAUUGUUUUUCACCAGCUGAUGAACCUGUACAGAUUAAUUCAGUGGCUAUAAUAUGUAUUUGUCUUUUUUAACAUUAUUAUGUCAAAAAUAGUCCUGUUUAGCACCAUCAGUAUGACAGCCACCAAAUCUUACAAUUUUUUUUCCCUUUUUUUUUUUUAUUUUUUUUUGCUGGAGACAGGAUAUGCUGGGAAUCUAUAUAUUACAUAAGAUGUAAUUUAUAUAAAUAAUGUUACAGAGCUUGAUCCAUUUUGUAAAAUUAAGAAAAGUUGUGCUGUAUUUUUGUAAUUUUCUCCAUAUUGUCAUGAAGACUUUUUUUGUCCGCUUAUUCUGUUACUUGACUGUGAUUUUCUUUGUGUGUGUGUGUGUGUGUGUGUGUGUGUGUGUGUGUGUGUGUGAUCAAAGUACUGUAAGUUGUGAUCACACUAACUGAUUAGUUGAAGCCUUCACACAGAUAGACAGACAGUCAUAUUGCAGAAAAUUGCAGUGUCACUAAAGGAAGGAAAUGGACAUUCUGUCAUGGCUGUAACAAAAUUACAAGCAGCACUUCACUACCCACAGAUGCAUUUGAAAAACAGUAUUGCUAAUUUGUGGCCUUUUGUUUUAUUGGCAUGGUAGUGACUUGUAUGGUUCUUGGUCAGCUUUCCCUGGCUACACUUACAGUCUCCUGUAUGUAAAUAUGGACUACUACUUUUUUUGUGAUGAAUAAUUUGUUUUCACCAUUAGUCUUAACUCACAUUAACGAUCUGAUCACAUGAUUUUGUUUGAAAAUGAAUGUGAAAUAAAGUGUAUAAUUGUU